This is a messenger RNA of Vicia faba (fava bean), 2082 nucleotides long. NCBI's taxonomy places the organism in Eukaryota, Viridiplantae, Streptophyta, Magnoliopsida, Fabales, Fabaceae. The record is from the annotation of a GenBank genome assembly.
AUGGUGGCGCAGAAGAGGAUAGAUUAUGGAUUUGUUGGCUAUCAGGUGCCAACAAAGCCGCGUGCUGCACGAUCAACUAGGAAGAGGGAUACAUUUCAGACAAGGGUGGAAAACAAUCAAAUGUGCGCGAUUGAUUUAUUGGCCACCGUAGCAUCCGGCACUUUAUUGCAAGAGAAACAGAAUCCAAUCACAUCUAGUGAUGAAUUGAUGAAAAAAGAUCAGCGCAGAUUUGUUAAAGAAGAAGUCCAAGAUGGAAAUAAACCAUUCAAAGCCGAGCUUCCUGAUGAAGCAAGUUGUGAGAAAAGGCUUCAACAUGGAUUUGUUAAGGAAGGGAGCGUUGAUAUGAACAAGCCGUUAAAAGCCGAGCUUUCUGAUGAGGGAAGUAGUGACAGGAAAUGUAUCUCCACUCUUUCUUUACAGGAGUUCGAUCUAAACUCCGGUUUGAAGGAAAGUCUGCGUCCUGAAAUUGAUGAUCGUUCAUGCAUUGCUUCUAUAUUAACAAGUUCUAGUUGCUCGGAGAGGUUGGUUACUGACACUUUGUUGGAUGUAAAAAGCCAUAGUGAAAUGAAAAAUAUAACUAGCAAAGUUGAAUUAGGAUCCUCUGGAUUUCCAGAUUGUAGUGAUUGCAACUUAGAUGUUGAUGUAAGUAUAGUAAAAGACGGGCUCCGGAAUUCUGAGAUGCCAAUCGGUGCUGAGACUGGAACACGAUGUUUUAAGGAUCCAAUAGACGAUAAACCUCCGGUGCUGGUCGUUUCAGAUGGAAAUGCUAAGUUGUCAGGGCACAGCGAUAGCAUACCUCGUAGCUCAUUGUUAAAAGGUAGUGAGAAUGUAACAGUAGUUAGUAGAGAUGAUGACGAAAACAAAUCAGGGUGUGCUCACCCUAGUUCAAAAACUAAGGCCUUUCGGCCAAAGACUUGUAUAGGUGAUCAAAGAAUAAGGAAAAGGUUGGCUUCUAAAUAUCGGAAAGUUGCUCGAGAAUCAAAGCAUGAUACACUUUCUAACAAUGUUUUGGAUAGAAAUUUCAACACAGUUCAGAAUGGUAGGAAGAACAGUUAUAGUCACCAAAUAUCCCAAAUGAAUAUUCCUUUCAAAAAGAGGAAGAUUUUUGACUGCAGCGCCACUUCAAAUUCUAACGGAAAUAUCAGAAGUGGCCGCACUUAUUAUUCAACAAAGAACGACAUCAAUCAAGGCGUUUCUUGUUCAUCAUCUCGGAUUCGCAAAGAUCCUGGAAAGUCAUCCCUGGAAGCAUAUCAUCAUCGUUCUGGUUUAAAAUCUAGAGAUUCUCAUGUGAAGCUUAGGAUCAAAUCAUUUAGAGUGCCGGAGCUUUUUAUUGAGAUUCCAGAAACUUCAACCGUUGCAUCCUUGAAGAAAGCAGUUAUGGAGGCAGUAACUACUCUACUUCGAGGCGGAUUGCGUGUUGGUAUGAUUCUCCAUGGAAAGAAACUUAGAGAUGACAGUAAAACUCUACUUCAGACUGGAAUUUCUCAUGAUAACGAGCUGGAUGCUUUGGGAUUCACCUUGGAGUCUAAUGCUUCUCAAAGCCUACCACUCAUAUGUGCUAAACAUUCUCUUAAUGUUCCCAGUGGAGACAUGCCUAUAUCUUUAAUAGGGCAUUCUUCGAGUCCAGCUGUAGUUUUUCCGAUUCAAAGGAUUCAAGGUGGCAAAAAACUCUCAGAUUCCAAAGAACUUGUUACUAUUCCUGAAAUGGGAUCAGAGGGACUAGAUAUACUUCCAGUGAACCAGAGUCACCAGAAGCCAAAACGAACCGAGAUCUCUCAACGCCGACGAAUUCGUAGGCCUUUUUCUGUUGCUGAAGUGGAGGCACUGGUUGAAGCAGUCGAGAGACUCGGAACCGGAAGGUGGCGUGAUGUUAAACUUCGCGCUUUUGAUGAUGCAAAGCAUAGGACAUAUGUGGAUUUGAAGGAUAAGUGGAAAACAUUGGUACACACAGCAAGAAUAUCUCCUCAACAGAGAAGAGGUGAGCCUGUCCCCCAAGAACUUUUGGAUAGGGUCCUUACUGCUCAUGCAUAUUGGUCCCAACAACAGCUCAAGCAUCACCCUGAAACUUGCCUUCUCCUUUAA